GUCAGCUGACCGAGGCGGCGGCGGCGGCGGCGGCGGCCUCGCGGGGACAGCAGUCGGCGUCGCAGGCUCCGGCGCCGAGGUCCCGGGCACGUCCGCUCCUGGUGGGCGAGGCGGGGCCCGCGAAGCACCAUGGCGACCACCGUCAGCACGCAGCGCGGGCCGGUGUACGUUGGUGAGCUCCCGCAGGACUUCCUCCGCAUCACACCCACGGCUGCGCAGCAGCAGGUACAGCUGGACGCACAGGCAGCCCAGCAGCUGCAGUAUGGAGGAGCGGUGGGCACAGUGGGCCGCCUCAGCAUCACCGUGGUGCAGGCCAAGCUGGCAAAGAAUUAUGGCAUGACCCGCAUGGACCCGUACUGCCGACUGCGUCUGGGCUAUGCGGUAUAUGAGACCCCCACUGCCCACAAUGGUGCCAAGAAUCCUCGCUGGAAUAAAGUCAUCCAGUGCACAGUGCCCCCAGGCGUGGAUUCCUUCUACCUGGAGAUCUUUGAUGAGCGGGCCUUCUCCAUGGAUGAUCGCAUUGCCUGGACCCACGUCACCAUUCCCGAGUCCCUGAAGCAGGGCAAGGUGGAGGACGAGUGGUACAGCCUGAGUGGCCGGCAGGGUGAUGACAAGGAGGGCAUGAUCAACCUGGUCAUGUCCUACACGUCGCUGCCAGCCACCGUGAUGAUGCCGCCUCAGCCUGUGGUCCUGAUGCCCACCGUGUACCAGCAAGGCGUAGGCUACGUGCCCAUCACAGGUGUACCUGCAGUGUGCAGCCCCGGUGUGGUGCCCGUGGCCCUGCCCCCAGCUGCCGUGAGCACCCAGCCCCGCUGCAGUGAGGAGGAUCUCAAAGCCAUCCAGGACAUGUUCCCCAACAUGGACCGGGAGGUGAUCCGCUCCGUGCUGGAAGCCCAGAGAGGGGACAGGGACGCAGCCAUCAACUCCCUGCUCCAGAUGGGUGAAGAGUCCUAGAGCCCCGGCCGCCACAUCACCUCGGCCCUCCCGACUUGCUGGCCCGGCCCCCUCCCCCCAUUCCCGUGAAGGAGCCCCGUGUAGCCUUUUCUUGGACGUCUGUAGUCCCAGUCCUCACCCUCGUUUGGGAUGCAUGUGGGUUGUCGCUUCCUGACCAUGGAGCGCCACCAUCACUCGGGUGUGGGUGUGAGUGGCUCUCCUCCUGGCUUCGCUGGGAGAAGAGCGGGCACAUGGGCCACGUCCCGCGUACGCACACUUGCCUGCCUGCUGCUUGGAGACAUGUUUGUUCGAGUGCCGUGUGCUUCUCCGCCGCACGCUGUCCCAAGAACGCUUUCUAUGAGCAGCCUGCCUCUGCCAGCGCUUUAGAAAGCGUUGCGCAUCCUCCAGGUUUGAUUAAUGGCAUGCAGUUAUUUUACUUAACCGGAGUAAUCUAUUCUUUCAGGCACGUAGAGCAUUUAACACCUAAUUUGGGGUUAUUUUUACAGCUCUCAAACUUAAAUUCAUGUUUUUCUUUUGACGCUCCUUGUUUGCAGUCCUGGGCUGCUCAUUGGUAUCCCAGGCGGGCUGACCUCUGUGUCAGCAUGGCUGCAGAAUGCACCAGAUCCAGGGUGGGCCGAGCCUGGCAGCCCACCUCCCCCCCCCUGCGGGCUCUGGAGCAGGGCCAUCCCAGGCCCCAGGGACCCCAUUAUGCCUUUUCCUGCUGUGUCUCAUGCCAACUUUGUGGGGUGUUACUCGAGGGCUUGCUGCUCCUCUUUCUGACCAGCUCUUGGAACAGAACCUAAAGAGUGGGUGUAAGAGCUGGUAGGUCCAGUGCUUUGUAUCUGUUUAUUAAAGGGUACUUAGGAACCGUUGGCUACUACUGAUGUUAAUUUAACUAAACGUACCAGUCCUGGGAAUUCACUGUGGAUGAAAGAAGUAAUGAUCUGGUGAACGUUUCAGUUUUCCCAGGAGAUAGGUGUGUGUGCUGCGCCGUGGGCUGCGUGGCGGCCAUGGCCACAGGACUGGGACAGGUGGGGGGACACCUUGUAAAAAUCAGCAACAUAAGAGGUUUGUCAAGUGCUGCUUCCAGCCCGCACAUGGGCACCACACACUUGCCUUUGGAGAGGGAGUCUUAGCGCCAUGGGCACCAUUGGCCCCACCGGCGUGACUCUGCGAGGGGUCAGCAUGAGGGCUGGACUCCCAUUUCGCCUCCCCCCCCCCCCCACUGCACACGGGGGUUUCCUGUUGGUCAGAGGACGCUGUUGCUGCUGCUGCCGCCGCUACUGCCGCCACCGCCAGCAAAUGCGUAUCAGGAGCCUGAAGGAACAUGUGCCUGCUGCAGUGACCACACCAGGCCAGGGUUCUCAGUGAAGACUUGCUGCCAGUCAGUGGUUCCCACCACUUGCUUGGACAUGUGAGCCCUGCUUUCUCGUGGAGCAUGGGUUCCCAUUUCAGACAGUUGGGGCCCACGAUGCACAUUUCUCCCCAAAUGGGUGAAAGCAUUGGGUGGGCCUGCAGCUCUGCCCUUUGGGGACGACCUUCACGGACGACACCACAGGACUCCAGGUCCAGGGGCCCAGUCCCAUCGCUGGGACAUCUGGCUGUGCCGUGGAAGUGCUCCUUGGGACGUGCUCCUUGGGACAGGCAUUGGGCCUCAGCGGGCAGGACAGACUCUGAACCUGCCACUUGGGCUCCCCUUCCUCGUGAACACUGCCUGUGACCUCAGCCCACAGUCUGCAAGGUCUUCCCUGGUUGCAUCAGGCCCUCCUUUCUUGUUCGCGUCCUGCUUCUGGGUUCGUGGCCUAUGGCAGCCUGCCAUUCUGGGGGAGGGGGGCCGCACUGCAGGUCCUCCGAGGCAGGCGCAGGACGGGCUGAUGACAUAGCUGCGGCGUGGCCACGAUGGAUGCCGUGCACCAGGGCGGCUGCUGGUGUUUGGGUACCUGUGCCUCGUGGCCCCGUACAUGGCCAGGUGGCUAACCCUGGGACCCUGGGGGGCUGGCUGCUGGUGUUUCCUCCAGAUGCAGCCCCCCCCUUCCCCCACUGAGAGCGAGGACAGAGCAUAGGCUUGUGCCCUUAGUGUGUGCCGGGGAUGGGGAUUCCUCCCAUGUCCGGCAUCCCUGAAGGUACCCCUCCCCUUACCGACAACCCUCUGGUGGCAGCUCUGUGCCCUGGUGGGAAUGAUUCUCAGAGCUCUGUGUUUCUGAUGCUUCGGUCGGGGUCCAGCGUCCAGAUUGAUCUUUGAUUGUAAAGUAUAUUUUUGCUUUUCAGCCUUCUAAUUUAAUACAUGAUAUCUAUAAAAGUAGAAGAUUAAACUUCUCCAAUGAAACUUCA
Nyctereutes procyonoides (raccoon dog) is the source of this 3264-nucleotide messenger RNA. RefSeq names its product toll interacting protein (gene TOLLIP). The transcript is spliced from 6 exons. Bases 130 to 954 code for a protein of 274 amino acids. Gene Ontology annotation, biological process: ubiquitin-dependent protein catabolic process. Gene Ontology annotation, molecular function: ubiquitin binding; ubiquitin conjugating enzyme binding. NCBI's taxonomy places the organism in Eukaryota, Metazoa, Chordata, Mammalia, Carnivora, Canidae. Gene Ontology annotation, cellular component: cytoplasm. The record is from RefSeq and is a predicted model, not a curated record.